CCAUAUCGUGUUUUCUGCCUGGAGCAGUUGUUCAACUUCCCUGUGGCUUUGCGCGUUCACGGCCUCCUUCCUCUCAUCUUCAUCUGGACUGCUCCUUCCCUAACGGCCGUCACAACACAAAUUUUCCUCUCCCCCACCGAAACCGCUCGCCUUCAACGCCCAUUUACUCUCAAGGCAAACUCACCGCUCGAAAGCCAUCGCAUUUCGAAAUACCCGCAGUUUCAUCUUCAUUCAGUCAAUAUGGCCGCCGUCGCAGAGAAUGCUCCCCCGGUGACGAACGAGAACACGGCCCCUCCUGCCGUUGCAGUUGAAGAGAAGACCGAGAAGGCCAACGGCGACAUCGUCACGGUCUUCCACGACCCAGAGAACUUCAACGUAAAGCAUCCCCUGAUGCACGAAUGGACUCUUUGGUUCACAAAGCCUCCUAGUGGAAAGGGCGACAACUGGAACGAUCUGCUGAAGGAGGUUGUGACCUUCAACUCUGUAGAGGAAUUCUGGGGCAUUUAUAACAACAUAACUCCGACCUCUGAACUAGGCCUUAAGGCAGACUACCACCUUUUCAAGAAAGGUGUUCGCCCCGAGUGGGAAGACCCGCAGAACAAGCACGGCGGCAAGUGGUCAUUCUCGUUCAAGGAUAAGCGAUCGGUCCCUAUUGAUGAUCUUUGGCUGCACGCACAGCUGGCGGCCAUCGGCGAAACCCUCGAGAAUGAUGGCGAUAAUGAAGUCAUGGGUGUCGUUGUGAACGUGCGUAAGGGUUUUUACCGUGUCGGUCUCUGGACACGGACUGUUGGCAAAACCCUUCCCGGUGACAAGAGCGGACGCACACCCGCUCAGGGUAAGGAAGUGCUUGAGUCAAUCGGCCGCCGCUUCAAGGAAGUACUCCGUCUUGGUCCAAAUGACAGUGUUGAAUUCUCGGGACACACGGAUAGCGCCCACAGUGGCAGCACAAGAGCCAAGGCCAAAUACACUGUUUAA
Aspergillus nidulans FGSC A4 is the source of this 975-nucleotide messenger RNA. RefSeq names its product eukaryotic translation initiation factor 4E. Bases 241 to 975 code for a protein of 244 amino acids. Gene Ontology annotation, cellular component: cytoplasm. The transcript is spliced from 3 exons. The record is from RefSeq and is a predicted model, not a curated record. Gene Ontology annotation, biological process: translational initiation. Gene Ontology annotation, molecular function: RNA binding; translation initiation factor activity. Lineage: Eukaryota; Fungi; Ascomycota; Eurotiomycetes; Eurotiales; Aspergillaceae.